Messenger RNA from Phyllostomus hastatus (greater spear-nosed bat), 3059 nucleotides. RefSeq names its product FKBP prolyl isomerase 9 (gene FKBP9). NCBI's taxonomy places the organism in Eukaryota, Metazoa, Chordata, Mammalia, Chiroptera, Phyllostomidae. The record is from RefSeq and is a predicted model, not a curated record. The coding region runs from base 173 to 1897 and encodes 574 amino acids. The transcript is spliced from 10 exons. Gene Ontology annotation, molecular function: peptidyl-prolyl cis-trans isomerase activity; calcium ion binding.
CCCUCGCUCGGAUGUGGCCGGGGGCGGGGGACCAGGGCGAGGGGGUGGUGGCUGUGGUCCGGGGAGGGCCGGGAGUCUUUUCCACGUUUGCAAACGCAGCUGCUUCCAGGCCCGACCCGCGCACCGCCCGAGCUCCGCGUGCCCUCGCCCGCUCCUUUCCCCGCAGCCCCCGAUGGCGUUCAGGGCCCGGGGCUGGCGGCCCCCACCGCCGCCGCUGCUCUUGCUGCUGCUCUGGGUGACCGGGCAGGCAGCGCCCGUCGCCGGCCUGGGCCUGGGCUCCGACACGGAGCUGCAGAUCGAACAGCGCUUCGUGCCUGACGAAUGCCCGCGCACCGCGCGAAGCGGUGACUUCGUGCGCUACCACUACGUGGGAACGUUCCCCGACGGUCAGAAGUUCGACUCCAGCUAUGACAGAGACUCCACGUUCAACGUGUUCGUGGGGAAAGGACAGCUGAUCGCGGGGAUGGACCAAGCCCUGGUGGGCAUGUGCGUGAACGAGAGGCGCUUUGUGAAGAUCCCCCCGAGGCUGGCUUACGGCAGUGAAGGCGUCUCGGGUGUGAUCCCCCCCAACUCAGUGCUGCAUUUCGAUGUGCUUCUGAUGGACAUUUGGAACUCCGAAGAUCAGGUGCAGGUCCACACUUACUUCAAGCCCCCGAGUUGCCCCCGGACCAUCCAGGUGUCUGAUUUUGUGAGGUACCACUACAACGGGACGUUCUUGGACGGGACGCUGUUCGACUCGAGUCAUAAUCGCAUGAAAACAUACGACACGUAUGUGGGAAUCGGCUGGCUGAUCCCUGGAAUGGACAAAGGGCUGCUGGGCAUGUGUGUGGGGGAGAAGCGCCUCAUCACCAUCCCACCUUUCCUGGCCUACGGAGAAGACGGAGACGGGAAGGACAUCCCGGGACAGGCGUCGCUGGUGUUCGAUGUUGCCCUGUUGGACCUUCACAACCCCAAGGACGGCAUUUCCAUCGAGAAUAAGGUGGUGCCUGAAAACUGCGAGCGACGAAGCCAGAGCGGGGACUUCCUCCGGUAUCACUACAACGGCACGCUGCUGGACGGCACCCUCUUUGAUUCCAGCUACUCACGGAACCGCACCUUUGACACUUACAUUGGCCAGGGCUACGUGAUUGCUGGGAUGGACGAAGGUUUACUUGGCGUUUGCAUCGGAGAGAAGCGGAGGAUUGUGAUCCCCCCUCACCUGGGGUAUGGGGAGGAAGGGAGAGGGAAUAUCCCCGGCUCGGCCGUGCUGGUGUUCGACAUCCACGUGAUCGACUUCCACAACCCCUCAGACUCCAUCAGCAUCACCUCCCACUACAAGCCGCCCGACUGCUCCGUGCUGAGUAAGAAGGGGGACUACCUCAAGUACCACUACAACGCGUCGCUUCUGGACGGGACCCUGCUGGAUUCCACGUGGGAUUUAGGCAAGACGUACAACAUCGUCCUGGGGUCCGGACAGGUCGUGCUGGGCAUGGACAUGGGUCUCCGGGAGAUGUGCGUCGGAGAGAAGCGGACGGUGGUCGUCCCGCCCCACCUGGGCUACGGGGAGGCUGGCGUCGCUGGAGAGGUGCCGGGCAGUGCCGUGUUGGUGUUCGACAUCGAGCUGCUGGAGCUGGUGGCCGGCCUGCCCGAGGGGUACAUGUUCAUCUGGAACGGCGAGGUGUCCCCGAACCUCUUCGAGGAAAUCGACAGGGAUGGCAACGGAGAAGUCCUGCUGGAAGAGUUCUCGGAGUACAUCCAUGCCCAGGUGGCCUCUGGCAAAGGGAAACUCGCUCCUGGUUUUGACACCGAGAUGAUUGUGAAGAAUAUGUUCACCAACCAGGACCGGAAUGGCGAUGGCAAGGUCACGGCGGAGGAAUUUAAACUCAAAGACCAGGAGGCCAAACACGACGAACUCUAACCCAGAUACAAGCCACCAUGUGACACCAAGGGCCCCGUCACGACACGGCGUGCCGUGAGGGCGUGAGGGUCUCUCAGCAGGUGAAUUGUCAGCAAGCGGUCGUGGGUCCCACAUCAGGGGUGCGUCGAUGCACGUGCUGAGAAUUUUAGGCUGAAUGCCGGUGAUAUUAGACAAAAUUGGGGCGCAGUGCCUUAGCAUGGGCUGUGUAGGACAUGGAAAAGGCUGUCCUGCCAACCGUUGUGUGUGGGUCUCCUGGGUAGUUUUGUUGGUAAAGGAAAAUAGUGUCACACAGAAGUUACAGCCAUCUUGGAGGGAACAGAAGAAAAAGGGUCCAGGAUAUCUAUGUAAAGAGGAUGAAGAAAAAAUUUUUUAACUUGCUGGUAUUUUGCAAGCGUUGCCCAGAUGGGCAGAAAAAAAAUAAAGGGCGUGUCCCAGCAGGGUUCCCAGAAAGCCCCAGAAAACUCAGCAGCCUGUACAGCCUUCUGGUGAGGCCCAACCUCCACCUCCCCCCGACACACACACACACACACACACACACACACACACACUCUUCUAGUUAUUCACGCCCCUCGCCAUUGCGGUCCUCUGACUGGCUGGGUAACUUGGGUAUCAGUGGGCCACACUAAAGGCAUCUAGGACCACGGGUAGAGAACUUGAUUCUGCGUCUGCCACGUGGGGUUCCCUGCGUCCCUCUUUCUUGUCCCCAUCGCUCUGUCCCGUAGUGCACUGAACCCUUUGGUCAUCAGUCAGAGACGCCCCGGGCUGCUGGCCAAGCCGAGCUCCACAGUAUGUCACUGUGGCCGAGGUGGGUGUGUCUUCCCAACAGGUGAGCUUGAACAAGGUGACAUACUUCUACUCAUCUGUGUCCUGGACAGAGAGGUGCCCUAAAGCCGGGGCCUCACUCUGCAGAGGAAGGCGAGGACACCACACUGGCCGGCCUGGCCCCCCGUUUCGCGGUAACCACCCUGUGUCCUCUGUUCCCAACUGGUGGUGGCUCUCACCCUGAAGUCACGCAGGAUUUCCCUUCUGAAACUGCCUUGUUUUACUAAUUUAAACGGUUUUGUACUGACGUAGCUCUGAGGUAGUCCGUGAAAACACCAAGCACUUGUUCAGCUGAAUGUUGGAAAACUGACCUUUUCCGUGUAUAAAAUGUUGAAGUCUC